AUGACAAUCAUCACACCAACUUUCGCCAAUGAGUCUCUACUGAAGGAUGCUGCUUUUAUCAAUGGCGAGUGGGUGAAAAGUACGGCAGAGUACUUUGAGGUCACAGACCCAGCUACCGGCGCUGUGAUUCGAUCAUUACCAGACCAGCCACUGGAGGUUGUUGAUGAAGCCAUCGACGUUGCAUUUGAGGCUUUCAAGUCAUUCAAGCUUACUGCCCCAAGACAGAGAGCCACUUGGCUCAGGAAGAUAUUUUCACUCAUGAUGGAAAAUAUUGACGACUUAGCCAAAAUCCUAAGCUGGGAGAAUGGGAAACCGCUUGCGGAGGCCAAGGGAGAGAUCAAGUACGCCGCCUCUUUUUUCGAGUGGUUUUCUGAAGAAGCUCCGAGAAUCUAUGGUACAGCCAUCACACCGGGCAUUGAAGGGAACAGAGCAUUUACACGCAGAGAGCCAAUUGGCGUGUGUGGCAUCAUCUGUCCCUGGAACUUCCCCAGUGCAAUGAUCGCUAGAAAGGCUGCUGCUGCCCUUGCUGCUGGUUGUACAGUUGUCAUCAAGCCUGAUUCCCAAACUCCACUGUCCGCCCUUGGACUAGCACAUUUGGUUCAAGAAGCGGGUAUUCCUCCGGGUGUAUUUAACAUCGUUUUAUCACACUCUAAAACCCCUGAAUUUGGUCUCAAACUCUGCGAAUCUACAAAAGUAAGAAAAGUAUCCUUCACCGGCUCUACCGCCGUGGGGAAAAUUUUAAUGAAACAAUCUGCCUCCACAAUGAAGAAGUUGUCCUUGGAGCUGGGUGGGAAUGCACCUUUUAUAGUCUUUGACGAUGCCGAUUUGGAUAAAGCCGUGGAACAGGCCAUCGCAUGUAAGUUCAGAGGGAUGGGCCAAACAUGUGUAUGCGCAAACCGGUUUUACGUACAAAGAUCGAUUCAUGACCAAUUCGCCGUCAAGCUUGCGGAGAAAGUUGAGAAAUUUGUGAUUGGUCACGGUCUCGACAACGGUGUGACUCACGGCCCUAUGAUCAAUCCCAAGAGCAUCGAAAAAGUCGAAGCUCAUGUCAAAGACGCGGUCGAGAAAGGUGCCAAGACCGUUUUAGAGGGCGGGCGUCUGCCUAAGUUGGGCCCCGCCUUUUACGCUCCAACUGUUUUGUCUCAUGUCCCUCAAACAGCUGAUGUGGCGUCUCAAGAAACUUUUGGUCCGCUAUGUGCGAUCAUACCAUUCGAGACUGCUGAAGAGGUGGUUGGUUAUGCUAAUGCUAGCGAACUGGGACUGGCUUCUUAUGUGUUCUCAAAGAAUGUUGAUACUCUUUAUGGUGUUUCUGAAGCGCUCGAAACUGGUAUGGUCGCGUGCAACACUGGUCUUUUUAGCGAUGCUACCGUUCCUUUCGGUGGGGUCAAAGAAUCUGGUUACGGGCGGGAGGGCUCUUUGCAUGGACUUGAUGAUUACACGGUUAUCAAAACCACCAUCAUCGGGAAUGUUCCAAAGUACUUGUAG
This is a messenger RNA of Lachancea dasiensis, 1485 nucleotides long. The record is from the annotation of a GenBank genome assembly. Lineage: Eukaryota; Fungi; Ascomycota; Saccharomycetes; Saccharomycetales; Saccharomycetaceae.